AUGCCCACCAAGCGAGCGGCGCAUAAGCGCGAGAGUCCUUAUGAGACCGAGGGUCCGGAGGAUAUUCUCAUGAAUGCUCAACAGAAGAUGUCAGAGCUGCGUGUCAACCUAGCUCGCCGACAGGCGGCCCUAGCCGACAAGCAUGUGAAGGCUCUGGAAAGGGCCAAAGAGCGAAUUCGCUCUCGGUUUCAGGAGAAACAACGGGAAAUGGUCCGGGCUCAGCAGGACGCCUUGGCUGAGUGGAAGGAAGCCGUCACCGAGCUCAUCACAAUCGAGAAGGAGAUACAGGAAAGGAUCAGGGUUUUGCAAAAGGAAUGCAUGCACUUUACUCAGCUUCUCAAGAUCGUGGUCGAGGGAAGGAAGCAAGAGGCCGUCGAUCUCAACCUUAAGCAGCCCCGAGAAGAGGCAGGUGCUAGCCUACAGCGUCAGACCUAG
Molecule: messenger RNA, 435 nt
Organism: Parascedosporium putredinis
Lineage: Eukaryota; Fungi; Ascomycota; Sordariomycetes; Microascales; Microascaceae
Source: the annotation of a GenBank genome assembly